AAUAUAUCAAUCCCUCAUUCCCCGUCUCUCUCACAGGUCCUAUGUCUCUCUCACUCCUCUCCCGUCGCCUUGUGAAUCUGUCGCUCGAAUUUUCCGCUCCCGCCGGCGUUCAUUCUUCGCCGCCCCAACCGCCGCCUCCGCCCCCACGGUGCCUCCUAUUUCGCAAAAGUACCCCUGUAUUUCCCCGUUACGUGCUUCUCCGCCACCACCAACAUCGUUGCCACCGCUUCUAUUUCUAUGUAUAGCAAAAUCACUCGGAUUCUAGGGUUUCUCUGCUCUGGACUCAUCCUCGGCCCCGGUUAAAUGCUACUAUCCGGUGGUCUAGGGUUUGCGAGCGUCGUCUUCGCGCUGGUGAUUCUCUGCCUCGUAGUCCGCCUGAAUUGGAGGAAGACGGCGGCCAGGAACGAGGAAGUGAUGAAGCUCCUGACAGUCGCCUCCGAGCAGGCCGCUGUGGCCGAGGUCGAGGCUUCCGCUGAGUACUGCUGGAUGCCGGCGGUGAAGCCUUACCUCUGCGCCGUGUGCUUCUGCCCUACCACCACCCGAUGUGCUCAGUGCAAGGCUGUUCGAUACUGUUCUGGUAAAUGUCAAAUAAUUCAUUGGAGACAAGGUCACAAGAAUCAAUGUAGGCCCUCAUUUAAAACCCUGCAACCCAAUGAGGGCAGUAAUGUUUCUGAGAGAGCAUAUGCAGUAAACCAGGUUGAGCUAUGUGACACAGAUGCAUAUAAUGGUUCUGCAUCCUACAAUACCUCAUCAAAUUUCAUCUCUUCAUCCACUACCGGAGGUGAAUCAUCUGUGGAUGCUUCUAACUGUGAGUUUUCUGACUUAAGUAUUCAUUUAAGGUCAGAACUACAUGCUCCUGAUAUAAUUCAGACUAGUGCUAGUGUCAAUGUUCAGAAAUUAUCCACCUUGCCACACUCGAAUUCCAUUGCUGAUUUUGAGAAUAGCAUGCCAUCUAGUAGUGAGGCAAAGGUGGUUAAAUCCAGGCGUGGCCAUGAAAAAGAUCAUCCCAAACUCAAAAUUCCCAGAAAACAGACUUUGAUACUUGAUGGUGAUCAGAUAACAAGCCAGGGAAACAAAAUGACCAAUGGAGAUACUUUAUCAGAACACCCAGUAAUGGACACUUCUAAGCAGAGGACCAAGCGGUCAUCAAGGUCAUAUUCUAAGAGUGAUGAGAGGAAAGGUGGUUCCCAGCUAUUUGAGGGUAAAAAAGUUGGGUCAAUGUCUUCUAGUGAUUCUAGUGAUCAUCCUUCUGCAAGUACUGAACAUUGUUCAGUUGUGAGUGUGAAUUCAGCAAAAUGUGGUACUUCUCAUAAUCUGCCUUCCAAAAUUGGAAGCGUUCCGACAAUGUUGUCUCCUGCAGGUAGAGGUUUGAGAAAAUCCGUUCGUAAAGUUGUGCAACAGUUCACAGAGAAGCAGCAGCCAAAUCCCGACUUUCCAAAGGUGAAGAUGGAUGCAGCCAGAAAGCAGAACUAUGAGAUAGUCUUUCCAUACAAGCUGUUCAUGCAGUUGUAUUCUUGUGAAAUGGUAGAACUAAAGCCCUUUGGCCUUGUGAACUGUGGGAACAGCUGUUAUGCUAAUGCUGUGCUUCAGUGCCUUGUGUUUACUCGCCCUCUUACUUCUUAUCUUCUCCAGGGGAUCCAUUCAAGAUUAUGUCAAAAGGAAGAAGAGUGGUGUUUUGUCUGUGAAUUUGAAUGUCUACUUUUGAAAGGAAUGGAAGGACAGUCUCCAUUAUACCCUAUUGGAAUAUUGUCUCAUAUACAAAGGAUAGGUAGCCAACUUGGUCCUGGUAGAGAAGAAGAUGCUCAUGAAUUUUUGAGGUAUGCUAUUGAUACAAUGCAAUCUGUUUGCCUCAAGGAAGCGGGGAUAGUGGGUCCAUUGGCAGAAGAAUCAACCCUAGUGGGCCUGACAUUUGGGGGUUAUCUUCAUUCCAAGAUAAAAUGCAUGAAGUGCCUAGGAAAAUCUGAGCAGUCUGAGCGGAUAAUGGAUCUUACUGUUGAGAUAGAUGGAGACAUUGGAACUCUUGAAGAGGCUCUUGCACAAUUCACAGCUACUGAAAUUUUGGAUGGGGAGAAUAAGUAUUGGUGCAGCAGAUGCCAGUCUUAUGAGAGAGCCAAAAAGAGGUUGACAAUAAUGGAGGCACCUAACAUCCUUACAAUUGUUUUGAAGCGUUUUCAGUCUGGUAACUUUGAGAAGUUGAAUAAAUUGGUUCGAUUCCCUGAGGUUUUGAACAUGAGGCCGUAUAUGGGUGGAACAAGUGAUAGAUAUCCUUCGUACUGUCUUUAUGGAGUGGUAGUUCACUUGGACGUUAUGAACUCUGCAUUUUCUGGUCAUUAUGUGUGUUAUGUUAAAAAUUUUCAGGAGGAGUGGUUCAAGAUUGACGAUAGCAGUGUUAUUCCUGUGGAGUUGGAGAUGGUUCGGUUAGAACGGGCAUACAUGCUCCUCUAUGCAAGGCACUCUCCUCGAUUGCCAUCUCCAUUAAGAAGCCUUAGAGAGUCUUCCGAGGGGAAAAUCAAGAGGGACUUUGAAUCCAUUCCUUCCAGCUAUAAUGGACGGAAAACCACUCGCAAGUCGAGAAUUAACAGCACCAUUCCAAGCAUGAAUCCUUCCGCGCAACAAUUGAACCUUGGGGAGUUUCCUCACAGGAUUAGCCCUGAAGUCCCUGUUGGCAAUGAGUUCCCUGAUCCAUAUGAGUGGAGAUAUCACUCAAUUCACAGAGUCCCCCGAGUAGAUUCAUGGAGCGAUAGUUCUUCCAUUUUCAGCUGUUCAGAUGCUGGUUCCUGUAGCACGGAGAGCACCAAGGACUCUUCAGGCGCUGAGGACAUCUCCGGCUACAUUUUUGGCGAAGUAACCCCAAGAUGGUACUGCCAUUAUGGGGUUUCACCGGGCUUGGAUGCGUCUUCAUCUCUCAUGUAUAGGAGAUCUGUUGUUGCAGAUUCAAGUUUUCCAGAGAACUAGGGUUAUGGUCUCCAUUAUGGCACAUUUGUUAAUGAAGCUGUUUGAGUAUGGGGAGGCUAUCUACAGCGGCCGUCGUUAGUCUGUCCUAACCUUUUCCUGUGCAUUUUAUUUAUUUACCCUGAUCAGAAGAGAAAAUAGAUAGCAUGUAAAUUGACUUUAGGUAUUGAUAAUGUACCUUAUUAGAAACUAAUAAUUUAUUUUAUAAAUCUUGAAAUUUUCCUUUGA
Messenger RNA from Diospyros lotus (date-plum), 3180 nucleotides. RefSeq names its product ubiquitin carboxyl-terminal hydrolase 17-like. Gene Ontology annotation, molecular function: cysteine-type endopeptidase activity; cysteine-type deubiquitinase activity. Gene Ontology annotation, biological process: protein deubiquitination. The transcript is spliced from 12 exons. Gene Ontology annotation, cellular component: nucleus; cytosol. The record is from RefSeq and is a predicted model, not a curated record. NCBI's taxonomy places the organism in Eukaryota, Viridiplantae, Streptophyta, Magnoliopsida, Ericales, Ebenaceae. Bases 304 to 2955 code for a protein of 883 amino acids.